AUGUACGAGGUGAUGUCCAGUGACACUCUGGCCUGGAGAGCCCAGCCUCCCAGGACCAGCAACUCCGACUCCAACCCGGACCCCACGCAGUUCAGCGGCGAGGUCAAGAUCCUCAAAGUCUGCUUAUGCAACAACAACACGCUCGGGAAGAACUUCAAGCUCGUCAAGUGCGACAGCUCCUGGCAAAUUAGGGCAAUCAUCCGCUCCAUCCUGAUCAGUGGGCGGUUGGGGCCAAACGUGGUACACACAGGAUGUUACGGGCUCCUCCUGAAGCACCUGAAGUCUGAGGAGAUCCACUGGCUCCACCCGGACCUGACCGUGGGGGAGGUGGAGCAGCGCUACGAGAAACUUCACGUGGAGGCCGAGUGGAGAUAUGAUCUCCGUAUUAGAUAUAUUCCUGUCAAUUUCCUGGAGAAAUUUCAAGAUGACAGAUCAACAUUAGUGUAUUUUUAUCAACAAGUGCGCAGUGACUACAUGCAGUUUCAUGCCAGUAAAGUCAGUGAUGGGAUGGCUCUGCAGCUCGGCUGUUUAGAGAUUAGGAGGUUUUAUAAAGACAUGAAUGCAAAGGGCCUCGAGAAGAAAUCCAACUUUGAGCUGCUCGAAAAAGAGGUGGGCCUGAAUCUAUUCUUCCCUCCACAGUUGAUAAACAGCAUGAAGUCAAAGCAGCUGCGAAAGAUGAUCCAACAAACGUUCCAACAGUACGGCUCUCUCAAAGAGGACGACUGCAUGAUCAAGUUUUUUGAGACUUUGAGGGAUUGCACCAGCUACGACGAGGAGGUUUUCCCCUGUGAACUAGUGCAAGGUUGGAGUCUGUCUGUGCAGCUGGUGAUCGGUGGAAGAGGAAUCCGGCAGCGAACUCAGGAGAGCGCAGCGCCUGUGUUUUUAGCAGAUUUCAAACAGAUAAAGAGACUCCAAUGCAAACCUCAGUCUGAUGGAAAAGCUCUCAUCAAUCUUGACGUAGAGGGAGCCAGACAGCGUGUAUCAAUUAAUGUGGCGACCGUCCCCAGAGCAGAAAACAUGAUGGACCUCAUUGAUGGUUAUUGUCGUCUGGAAAAUGACAAUGAUAUUUCAGUUAUCUACAGGUCACUCAAGUCAGACACCAACGCGCGCAGUUCCCUGCCUGAGAUCCCCACAGGCAGCAGAAACUCUGGCUCCAUCCGGCAGAGCAGGGACUCUGAUAUCUAUUGUGAAAUUCUUGAUGAACGACCCAAAUCAGUUGUAAAAUAUGGGAUCGAUCGACACAACAUUGUCCUCGGGCGAAUCCUCGGGGAAGGCUUUUUUGGAGAAGUGUACGAUGGAGUUUACAAACACGCUAAUGGGAAAAGAAUUAACGUCGCUGUGAAAACGUGCAAAGACUGCUCUCCAGAUGUGAUGGAGAAGUUCAUGAGUGAAGCAGUUAUUAUGAAGAAUCUGGACCAUCCUCAUAUCGUCAAACUCAUCGGCAUCAUUGAGGUAGACCCAGUGUGGAUCGUGAUGGAGUUGUAUCAGCACGGAGAGCUCGGUCACUACUUAUCUCAGAACCAGAAGACGCUCACAGUGAUAACUCUGGUGCUGUUCAGCCUGCAGAUCUGCAAAGCACUGGUUUACCUCGAGGGAGUCAACAUGGUGCAUAGAGACAUCGCGACUCGAAACAUAUUGGUGGCCAAUCCAGAUUGUGUGAAGCUUGGCGACUUUGGUUUGUCACGAUAUAUUGAGGAUGAAGAAUAUUAUAAAGCAUCUGUAACGCGGCUGCCAAUAAAGUGGAUGGCUCCAGAAUCUAUCAACUUCAGGCGCUUCACCACGGCCAGUGACGUGUGGAUGUUUGCGGUAUGUGUGUGGGAGAUAACGAGUUAUGGGCAGCAGCCCUUCUUCUGGCUGGAGAACAGGGAUGUCAUUAACCAGCUGGAGCAGGGCAUCAGGCUGCCCAAACCAGACCACUGCCCCCCCGCCCUCUACUCACUCAUGACCCGCUGCUGGUCCUAUGAUCCCAGAGAGAGACCCACCUUCACCGAGCUCGUCGUCAAGAUCAGCGAUGUCCACAUAAUGGAAAAGGAGCAGGAAGUGGAGAGAGAGCGGGACAAAGCACGUUCAACAAAGAUUUUUGAAACCAAGUUUAACUUUAAUGAACCUCCUCCGAAGCCGUCGAGAGGCAAGCCGGGCCGCUUCGGAAACACUCUGAGCAUUGGCCUCCACAUCCAGCUGAACGAGGCGCUGUGUGCCAGCUCUCCGGACCUGGCCAGUCCCAGUGAUUACCAAUCCCCUGUUGACUCUAGAAACACCUUGGCACUGCCAGCCACCUCCCCGCGGCGCCGCAGCAUUGGGGAGGGAGAGUUCCUGCGCAUGGAGUCCAACAGCAGAGAGGUGGUCCAGCGCCUGUGGCAGCAGGAGCGCCAGCACAUGCACGACACUCUCUGCAGGCAGAAAGAGGCAAUGGUGGAGGAUAAGAAGUGGCUGGAGAAGGAAGAGCAACUCCUGGACCCCAAGGGACCAGAGGUGGUCAUCAGCCCAGUGCCUGAAGACUCAGACAAUGCUACGCCAGAGAAGCCCCCACGAGUUACAGCUCAUCCUGCUCCCACGGCCGAACUGGACCGCUCCAACGACAGAGUGUACCAGACGGUGAUGGACCUGGUCAAAGUGGUGGUUCAGCUGAAGAACGAUGUGGCAGCACUGCAGCCUGAACAUUACAUCAGCAUCAUUAAGUCGGUGGGGAUGGCCUUGCGGGACUUGAUUUGCAGCGUGGACGAGAUCCUCCCCACGUUACAUGAAUCUGUCAGGACCGAGAUCGCGGGCACCCAGAAGCUGCUGAACAACGACAUGUCGGAGUUGAUCAGUAAAAUGCGCCUGGCCCAGCAGAACGCCAUCACGUCUCUGAAGGAGGAGUGCAAGAAGCAGAUGCUGGCGGCGGCACACACGUUGGCCAUGGACAGCAAGAACAUGCUGGACGCCGUGGACCAGGCACGAGUCAGAGCUAACCUGGCCAAACCUGUGGCUCCCUAG
Molecule: messenger RNA, 2976 nt
Organism: Knipowitschia caucasica
Lineage: Eukaryota; Metazoa; Chordata; Actinopteri; Gobiiformes; Gobiidae
Source: the annotation of a GenBank genome assembly